Messenger RNA from Mustela erminea (ermine), 2247 nucleotides. It is a transcript of the gene TMEM37, whose product is annotated as transmembrane protein 37. The record is from RefSeq and is a predicted model, not a curated record. Gene Ontology annotation, molecular function: calcium channel activity; voltage-gated monoatomic ion channel activity. Gene Ontology annotation, cellular component: membrane. Lineage: Eukaryota; Metazoa; Chordata; Mammalia; Carnivora; Mustelidae. The transcript has 2 exons. The coding region runs from base 101 to 694 and encodes 197 amino acids.
CCCUGCUCCGCCCCCGGGGAGAGGUCCAGAUCCAAAGCAGCGGCGGCCGCGGAGCGGCUGGAGGGCGCGAGGAGGAGCGCGCGACCGAGCCCGGCGCAGCAUGACUGCCAUCGCCGUGCAGGCCCAGAGGCUGCUGGCCCAGAGGAGGCCCCAGCGGCCCUUCUUGGAAUCCUUCAUCCGGGUCCUCAUCAUUGUCUGCGCUGCCCUGGCCUUGGUCCUCUCCUCUGUCUCCAUCUGCGAUGGCCACUGGCUCUUGGAUGGAGACCGCCUCUUCGGGCUCUGGCACUUCUGCACUUCCUCCAACCAGACGGGGACACACUGUCUCAGAGACCUGAGUAGGGCACAUGUGCCUGGGCUGGCCGUGGGCAUGGUCCUGGCCCGCAGUGUGGGCGCCUUGGCCGUGGUGGCUGCCAUUUUGGGCCUAGAGCUCCUCAUGGUGUCCCAGGUGUGUGAAGACCUCCACUCACGGCGCAAGUGGGCCAUGGGCUCUGUCGUCCUCCUCAUCUCCUUCAUCCUCUCCUCUGGAGGCCUCCUGAGUUUCGUGAUCCUCCUCUGGAACCAUGUCACGCUCACUGGCUUCACCCUGAUGUUCUGGUGCGAGUUCACGGCCUCCUUCCUCUUCUUUCUGAAUGCCAUGAGUGGUCUGCACUUAAGCAGCAUCACCCACCCCUGGGGCCAACCAAGGAAAUUUUAGGCCCCCCUCCUAAAUCCGAGGACUUUGGUUUCUGCAAGAAAGUGUGGUCAAGAUGGGACUUUCCCAACAGGAGACCUCCGGUGGGGGUGGGGGGAGCGGCGGGAGGGUGGGGCAAUGACCUUGAAACUGCUGUCUCUCAGCCAAUAACCUUUCGGAUGGUUGGCCAGAAUCAGCCUAGCAGCCUUUGCAGCUGGCCUGCGGGGGCCAAAGGCCAGGAUUGUGCUUCCGUGCCCCCAACUGCCCAGGCAUAGCUAAGUUAGUAGGAUGUUGGUUUUAGAAAAAGUAACACGUUUUAAAAAAACCCUUUUCUUGAAUCCUUCUUCCCAGGAUGGGAAUAGAUUUGCAAGCAGCAUGGGAACCGGUACCUGGGCUGGCUGCAGAGCUAAGUGCGGCACCUACUUGUUUUGUUGACUCUGUGCCAGGAUACGGGCUCUGGGGUCUCCUGGGGUUGCCCAGAGUGGAUCAUUCCUCCAGCAAAGUGUAUCUAGGCGGUUCCUCAGACUUUCUUCACCAGCUCAAAGGGCCUUAUGGGAACAUUUCCCUGCUGUAGCUUGGUCAUGGCAGGGACGCAGAAUUCAAGAUUCCCUCGAUUUCUUGCAUAUGCUGGGUUUUCAAACCAUUUGAUGCGAUUUGAACCCUGCCCUUCUGGUUGGGGUGGGGGGGGGUGCAUAAUCCUUGAACAACUGGAGCUUCCAGCUGCCAGCUAUCCCGUCUGGGAAUCCUUCCCGAACCCUUCCAGCAAGCUUCCCAGGACAGCCCUCUAGCCUUCCAGUACUUCCAUAGCCUCCUCCAAGGCAAGGGUGUGUGCGUGUCUGGCUUUGAUAAGGGCCAAGACGGCAUCAGGUGCCAUUUUUUAUUCCAGAGCACAUUUCCAAAGAGCACAUAUCUGGGCCUGUCAAACUCCGGGGGGCGGGGGUCAAGGGGCCUUGGCAGGCCUUGAGUAAUGAUUAACAGCCGUCCUGGGGAUGAGUGAGGGUGAAGGGGACCAGGGACCAGGGACCAGUGGAGAUUUCCAUCCUCACCCUCAGAUGUGCAUUUCUGGGUAACCAGAUGCCCCCUUUCCUGUGUCUUUUUUUCUGCCUCCAGAGCUGGGGUUUCUGCCUUCAGCCAUUUCAUUCCACACUAGUGCCUUCCCUCUGCACCGGAUCUGCUCUGGUGGCUACUCCUACCAUGGAUUUUUGGUCUCUGCCCUGCCUUGAUCACUGCAGGCUCCCCUUCCUCAGCUGGUGCUCCUGUCUGUCUCUUGUGGGUUUUUAAAAAACUUUGAUUCCUAAAUAUAUAUGGAGUCCAUGGAGGUCACCGUAGAAAGGUGUCACGGGCCAACCUGUUUUUCAGAGAGUGGAACUCAUCAACCAGACGGGCUGGGUUCUCUGCCCUGGGAAAUAAGCACCUGACUUUUUUCCUUCCAGGAGUGUUCACCAAGCGCAAAGGGGUGAACUUCUUGUCUCUGUGGUGGGGAGGUGCAGAGAUGGGAAGCCAAGGCCCUAAGUGGGACGGCACUUGUCCAUGGUCACCCGCCAGCAAGAUGCCUUCUCUAUGUUGAGGCUUCUGUC